Doryrhamphus excisus (bluestripe pipefish) is the source of this 2753-nucleotide messenger RNA. The record is from RefSeq and is a predicted model, not a curated record. NCBI's taxonomy places the organism in Eukaryota, Metazoa, Chordata, Actinopteri, Syngnathiformes, Syngnathidae.
UACACAAAAAAACGUCAAACAGGAAGAAGGUGCAAGGAAGAACUAGCAGCCAUCUUCCUGAGGUCAACUCUUCGGCGCAGGAUGCCCAGACACUGUUCUGCUGGGGGCUGCAAAUCUCGUGACAACCGUGAGACUCGUAAUGCUGGUGUCACAUUUCACAAAUUACCAAAAGAGACGUCACGGCGGAACAUUUGGAUCAGCAACUCCCACCGUGCUGACUCCUGGGAUCCUCAGACCAAUUUUGUCUACUUUUGCUCCAAACACUUCACCCCGGAGAGCUUUGAGCUGGCCAGUUGCAGGCACGUGUUUACUGUUGCAUGUAGUGGGAUCAGGAGACUAAGAGAGGAUGCAUUUCCCACCGUGUUUGGUUCCUCUGCCACCAAAUACAAAUGGCUGGGGAAGAUCCUGAAACAAGAAGAAAGAAAGAGUUCCGACAAGAAAUCAAGUGACAAGUGUCAAGCUGCAGAUGAAAGCACCAUUCCAAGGUCAGUGGAGGCUGAGGGGACCAAUGAGGAGAUAGCAGAAUCUUCACAAGACACACCAGAGGUGGCGCAGCAGCAAGAGCAAGCCUCCUCGCUGCCAUCUCGCUCUGUCUCGCCUUCUCGCUACAUGCGCCGCCUGCCCCCUCGACCGGGCUUCUACCUGCCCAAGGAGCACAGCUACGCUCAGCUCUGCCCCCUGCUGUGGAGAAGGCGUUACGACCAGGCCGUGGACUACUUGGAGAAAACACUGCGGCACCUUCACGCGGCCAGGCGGCGGGAGAACCGACUGAGGAACGCCUUGCUGAGGCUGCGGGAUAAACAGCAGAAGCAGACGCUGCUUGCUUUGCGGGGCUGGGAGACCAAACCAGCCAAAGGAGGACCAGCGGACUCAAGCAGCUGGUCUGCAGAGAAGUGUGUUUACUGCGGGAGGGGGCAGGUGCAAGGUGGAGGGCACAGAAUGUCAAAAAGUGACAAAGACGUGAUAAAGACCAAACACCAAACAGCUGAAAUGACACAUAAGCUGGAACGACCUUUGGAGGGCGUUGGAGAAGAACAAAACGGCACAAACCCUCAUGUCCAAGUCUUUCCACAUGUGAGCCAAAGUGCAGAACCUCUGCCAGGUUUUUACAGACAGGACCUUGAAGCAUCCAGUGAGUCGCUGUUGUGGGUGCACAGCGAAGCCGACACUCAGUUCAUAUUGGUCCCCUUCCCUACUGAAGACCACUCCCAGAACUAUCUCAAGAUAAACAAUCUUGCUGACGAGGUGUCCAGCCAAGCCAACCUGGGGUCAAACACGGAUCUUAAACAAGACUUGGAAGUGGAGAACGUUGAAGGUCUGGCAGGAGCAGGAAGCCCUCGUGAGGACCCAUGUGACAGCCAGCAUCAUACGGUUGUCGACUCUUCUCUGGUGGAACUGAGUGAGGAUGUGAGGGAGAAACUGAAAGAACACCUGGAGGGCUUUCACCUGCAGCUCAGCAACGAGUUUGCCAACUGACUCCUGCCAAACGUUCUAUCGUAGAACCCAACACCAAGUCCACACAAACACAGGUACCUUGUUGCUUUUCGGGUACACAAUAUUGGGUUCACGGAACAAGAUGACACAAUAUUCUAACAUUACUUUUAUGAAAAGUAGUGAUAAAAUAAUAGACCUGAACAAGCACAUCUCUUUUUUUAACCGAGUCAUUAAACAAUGCAGGUACAUUUUGUAUGCAUGACCUAAGCAUUCAUUUUAUUUCCACAAUGUGCUGUGGGCUAAUAAAAAAAGCAAGCCGCGGGCCACAAACAUCCCCCCCUGGGGGGCCGUGUGCUGCACUAAAAACAUACCAAAAAGACAUAGAACUAUUAAAUGAUUAAAUGAUGUUUCUUGAAGAUAGUGAGUUUGGUACUAUUUAACUGCAACUGCCAAAUGAUUUUAAGGCCGAAAGCCUUAAGCUUACUAUAAGUCAGUGUUAAUGGUGUGAACUGUUACUGUAACUGAACCACACCCCCAAUAAUCCGAUAGAAUCCUAUGGAAUAACAUUUUUGGCAGUAGCUCCUCUGUGCAAUACUAAAACAAUUCACUGUGACAUCUUUUUAUCGGGUGUGGUGACAGAACCUUUCCCAUUAUUUGGCGUGGGUGGAUAGAUGCUUGUUUUGUAUUAGCCCCCCCCGCCACCCCCCUUACUUGGAUCAUCAUAUUUUGUGACACACCCUCGACCCUAGAGGACAUCAUCUUUUGAGUAAAUGCUGAACAUCUGCUGCUAAAUGUUUUCUCUUAGAAUAAAUUCCUGUGGUUAAUUUGAGCCAAAACUGGAGCGCCCCCUCACUCACACACACACACACACACACGCCCUACUGACGGCCUACAGUCAUAAAACCAGAUAGAAGGAAUGUGGUUGCGCCUGUUUCCUUCUGUAACUCCUCCUCCCGCUUCCCCCCUCCUUUUUUCCUUUUUUUAUUAUUUCCAAACUCCUCUUUGCAAGGCCAUAUCUAUCGAGCCAAACUCUUGCUAAAUCCAAUCUGCAACCAAACUAAACUGAAGAGUGCAGUGGCUGUUUAAGCAGCUCAUAAAGUACAUCAUGUUGCCAAAGCCGUCCCCCCCCCCCAGUUGUACUAAAACUUUCCAGAACUGGAAAGGGAGGAAUUGUCUUCUUGUGGCAUGACGCUGCUUUUCAACACAAAUCCAUCAACUCAAUCACAAUUACAGAUGUGCACCAACACAUAUACAGUUGCAUGAUGUCACAUGUGAAGCCGUUUGCAGCUCCGUCUUCCUGGUUUUUCCUCUUCUUGUCU